Messenger RNA from Lymnaea stagnalis (great pond snail), 889 nucleotides. The record is from the annotation of a GenBank genome assembly. NCBI's taxonomy places the organism in Eukaryota, Metazoa, Mollusca, Gastropoda, Lymnaeidae.
GAUUCAUAGCUUCUUAUGUAGCAGAAAGUGAGUUGGGAAGUGAAUUAUGUUUUGUUUUUUUAAAUUGUUAGAAAUCAGCAGAUUGCAAAAUGUUCCAACUUUUUGGUUAUUAAUUUUUAAUAUUCACAUUUGCUGAGGUGUUUUAUUUGUUUAACCUUAGGUCAAUUAAAUUGUGGUAUGAAUUGGUUUAAAACUUCAAGGAUUCAAGUUUAUUCUCUGUUGAAUUUAUUUUACUUAAUAUUUUAAUGGUUUUAUUUUCUGAUGAAUUUAAGCAAAUGGUUUAAGAUGUUCAGUAGUAUUUAGGCUAAAUAUCUAUGUAUGUAAUUUAUCUCUGAAUAUCUUCCCUUUAUUGUAGAAGUUGACUAGACUUAGAACUGAUGUAGGAUUAGGACAAGAUGUGAUCUUUGUGUUGCCAAAACAACUUUAUUUUUUUUCAGCACGAUGCAGAAUCAAACAAUGCACUCACACUUGCCAAGUUGUCAGCACUAACCCAAGAGUUGAGACUUGCAUCUGUCCGCCGUGGACCAGACUAGAUCCCCGCAACGACACCAGGUGUCUGGAGAUAAACGGUAAAUUCUAUACUAUGCAUUAAAAAUAGACAAACAUUCCUAUUUUGGUGCUAGCAAAUUAAAUAAUUUAUUCUGGGCUAACUAUUGUACUAUGUUUAAAAAUGUUGUUAACAAUUUAUGCUUUUCCAUAUAUAGCAUUUCAGGUAUUCAUCCCCAAAAUAUAAAAUGAUCAUUCAUACGUUUCUGCAGUUUGUAACUCAACUGUAGCAGAAAAUUCUGGCUACAUAGUAAGUCCAUCCUACCCACAGAAGUACCAAGCUAACGUUACUUGCAGCUGGUACAUACCAGCUUCCCAGAAUGCACCAAUCACUUUAAGGUAC